Molecule: messenger RNA, 699 nt
Organism: Dendroctonus ponderosae (mountain pine beetle)
Lineage: Eukaryota; Metazoa; Arthropoda; Insecta; Coleoptera; Curculionidae
Product: muscle-specific protein 20
Exons: 3
Coding region: 102-611 (169 amino acids)
Biological process (GO): actomyosin structure organization
Molecular function (GO): actin binding
Source: RefSeq, a predicted model, not a curated record
CGAUUUCCCGCCCCCGCCAAAGUUUCUCAUAAAGACGAUCUGACUUAGACCGACGCCUCAGUUUGCACCGUCGCGACGCUUAAGUUAAAUCUCUCUCAAAAAUGUCAAAGCGUAACAAGGAAGUAGAAGCAGAGGUCCUGGACUGGAUCUCUAAGGUUCUAGGAGAACCCUUACCGAAAGGGGAAUUCGAAGAUAUUCUAAAGGAUGGCAUCAUCCUGUGCAACCUUAUCAACAAACUGGCUCCGGGUUCAGUAAAGAAAAUAGCCACCAAAGGAACCAACUUUCAGCUGAUGGAGAACAUCCAGAGGUUCCAGGCCGCCGUCAAAGCUUACGGUCUUCCUCAGGAGGAAAUUUUCCAAACUGCUGAUCUCUUUGAAAAGAGGAACGUUGCCCAAGUAGCGUUAUCAUUGUUUUCGUUGGGUCGUUUGACUCAAAAACAUCCUGAAUGGAACGGGCCCACUCUAGGACCGAAAAUGGCCGAGAAGAACGAAAGAUCCUUCACGGAAGAUCAAUUGAGAGCCAGCGAAGGCCAUUUGGGACUUCAGAUGGGCUACAACAAGGGUGCGUCGCAAUCUGGACAUGGAGGCUUUGGAAACACUCGUCACAUGUAGAUUUAACUCUAGUUCCUAGAUUCUAAUUUAUUUUUUUAUAUUAUUCGUGAUUUGCUUGUGCCUUUGUGUAAUAAACAACUGAUUUUUU